CAAAACCAUUCAACAAAAUAAACAAUCUAUAAACCAAAUGAUCAUACCGUAUGUAUAAAUGACAACACCAUAAGCCCAGCAUACAUGCCUCUCCCCAGCACAAAGCUUCUUAGGAGCCCACCAGACUGCUCAAAUACUUUCCCCAUAUUCUAGUGUAGAUGGCAACCCUUCAUUCCUCCAUCCUCUUAAAAAUAAUCUGCCUGGCUAUCAUUUAACUAGUCUGGACCCAGCUUCUUACGUGCUUAUCCAUCGCAUGUAGGAUUGACCCAUCUUCCCAGAACAAAUCAUCAUGGGCUGAAUGAAACCUGGGUCCCUGCAAUCUGACAAAGAUUAUCAUGUAUCCCAGUCCAAGUCCCCAGGUUCUGCAUAAGCAUGGAAUAAUACCCAGAAGCCCCAUGAGCUUUUCCAUAUUUCAACAACACCUUAUUUAAACUUACUGAUGCUGUAGUGGCUAAAUAACUGGAUCCAAAAUUCCCUACUAACAGAUGGUGCAAAUAUCUGAAAAAUGGAGUCCUAGGGAUUCCAAAUUGCUGCCAUCCCUGUAGGAGAUGGACCUGAACGUGGCAGUGAAUGUACCUGUGAGUAGCAUUGGGCGGCCGAACCUUUAUGAGCUGCUGGCAUGGCUCAAUGAAAGUUUACAGACAGGCUUCACCAAGAUUGGGCAGGUAUGCACAGGUGCAGCCUAUUGCCAGCUGAUGGACUGGUUGUUUCCGCAGACCCUGGACCUCUCCAGGGUCCGGUUCCAAAGCAACGACAUGGUGGACAUUAUUCACAACUACAGUUUACUGCAAGCUGCAUUCAGAAAACUCGGAGUGUUGCGACACAUCCCCGUCAAGGAUUUGAUGGAGAGGAACUCUAAUGUGGCUGUGACCUUCCUGCACUGGUUCAAGGCGUUCUUUGACAAGAACAACAACAAGGGCAGGGAGUACCAUGCCUUGGAGGCCAGAGGUGGACAGAGUAUGGUUCCUGCUGACUCAGAUGGGCAUUCCUCCCAGACCCCUCCUCAGAAACUGGAGAUAAUUGUGAAGAUGGAGGGUAAAGCAGUGGAAGAACCAAGAAAAGAAAAAGUUCCAGAGAGUUUGAACAAAACCACAGAAGUGAUAGUAGUGAUAUCAGAUGUUGAGGAUGAUGAUGAUGAUGUAAUGGAAGUGAUGGAUGUGAAGGUGGAGCAGAAAACAGAGAAAAUGGAGACAGCCCUGAAAGAAGAGGCACCAGAGAAGGUGAAGCAAGAAGAAGCAGUGGACAAAGGAAAUGAAGGGACCAGUUAUAGUUUGUUGCACUUCAUCAGAAGAUACUGUAAUGACAAUGUGGGCACAGACUUCAAUACAAGUAGAGAGACUCAGGUUUCUGCUAUCUUGAGUCCAGCCCACCCUAUAGACAUCAUUAAGGCCUGCUCCAGCACGCCGUACUGCCUCUACCUGUACGUGGGCGUAGAGCUGGGUGGAGGACAGAACACGGGUGUUGUCCUGGUUGGCUACUUGGACCAGAGGUCAGGGCUCAGUGUGGUGAAGCCGCUACUCACUCUGCAGAUGAGUGUUGACGCUGUUGACCCUCAAACCUCAGCGAACGCUGACGCUAUCACAGACACACCCACUGCAGAUACAGAUGCUCAGCAUCUGAUUGAGACGCUGAAAAAACGUGGCUUUCCUUUGUUCAACAUUGUUGCGUUUUACUGUAACGCUCCACACCCAGGGGUGAGCAAGGUGUUUGUUUCUCUCUUUCAGGCUUUCAACCCUAGGUUAGUAUCACUUUGCGGCCUCCCUGGGAUGGCAGCAAGAGCAUGCCAGGCCGGACUUUUGGCUUCCUUUGGAUGCGUGGUUGACCUGGUUAGAGACAUCCACUAUCACUACUACACUUGCCCCCAGGUCCGUAGGUGUCUUAAAGAGCUAUUUGCUGAUGCAGAGUCUUAUAACCCAUCCCAACCUAUAUCUGCACAGUGUUUGUUUGUCAUCCAUGCUGUGCAAAAGAUGGCCAGCUGCUGGAGGGUUUUAGUGGACUAUUACAAGUCACUAAUGAAAGCACAGGAUGUUGACCAGAUCAGAACUCGGCUGAUGGAUGCUAAGGUCAAACUGCGCUUCAUGUUUCUUGCCUCCAUUUUGGACCCCCUCCGAGCUCUCCAAGAAUAUCAGCAGGGUGGCACAGCGGCCGUGCCUGGGGAGCUCCAGCUGGCCUCUAUGCUGGUUCACUCCUAUGCUACCAGUCUCUUUCGGCCCUCCGUCGCCGAGCGCUUCCUCAGGAAGCGAGAUCCGCAUCUCCUUCAAAAUAGGACGGAGAUGCUCCCCGUAGCAGAGGUGCACGUGGGUGCUCGUGCCAGAGAAUUCAUGUGGGCCACUGCUGUCGUGGAUCUGGGGGAACAGGAGAGGUUGGACUUCCUGCAGGAUGCAGAGACUUUCUAUAAAGCAACACUCCAGAGUUUAGUAGAGAGUCUGCCUGAGCAUCUUGGAGAAGUGGCACUAAGGAAUAUCGACCAAGUGCUGAAACAUCCUGACAAUAUCAAUCGUUAUAAAUUGUCCAGCCAAGCGCUGUCAGAGAUGAGCAUACAGCUGGGUCUGUUUUCCGAUGGGUCUGUAGGAAGACAUCCCCUGGACCGCGACUACCUCACUUUCAUUAAAACAGUAAAGGAGGAACGGAGUCAUUGCUGGGCAAAGAUGUUGCCUGCCAUUAGGCCCCACUCUGCUCUGCAGAGACUUUUCCUUGACAUCCUGGCUCUACCAAGCUCUCUGCACAGGACGCAGGUGUUUGCUAAGGCUCUUCGUACCACCAAGAAAACCUCCAGAGCAGGUUGGCCAGGAAUACCCCGCAUAAGGAAACCUGUCCAGGCCGACUAUGGUGGCGAUAAGAAAGUAGUGAAGAAAGAAGGGAUUUCAUCAAAGGAUGGUGACGAUGUUGAGGCCAAACGCAGUCUCCAUCUUCACUCCAAACGCUGCAGCUCUAUGGAGGACUCCGACUACACAGACAAUUCUUCUGAUGUGGUUGAUGUCACCGAAGAGUCCAAAAAAAGCCAGACCAACAGUCUAAUCAAAUCAAAAAGUGGGAGAACUCUGCAGGUCCAGGUCGUCCAGGUCUCAGAUGAUGAUGACCGAGGGGUUUUACCAAGCACACCAAACAACUCCACAGAAUUGAUGGAUGUGCUUGGGGAGCUGGUCUGGGGUCAGCCAGAGGGCUUCUCUCUCUGGCCAGCCAUCAUUGUACCCUUCAGGGAAGAGCUCCAACAUCCAGAGAGCAGGAUGGUAGAGUGGUACGGUCAGAACAUGUCCUCUCAGGUCAGAUUGCAGGCUCUGAAACCGUUGGCUGCCUUCGCCCAGCACUUCUGCUCCAACUCCUUCGCCAUCCUCGUUACCUACCGAGAAGCCAUCUUCUUGUGCUUGCAGGAGGCAGCUCUACGUUGUAAGAAGCAGUUUUCUGCUUGUGUUGAGGACCGAGAUGAGCUUCUGAAACAGAUGUUAGACUGGGCAUUUGGAGGCUUUCAACCCAGUGGGCCAGACGGACUGAAACCAACGGCUGCCACAAACAGUGCUACCAAAACAAACAAAAGACCAAAAGUGAAGCAGAAACUCUUUCCGAAGACCAACUCCUCUCAUCCCCCCAUCAGAUCCUCCACCUUGAUGAGCAGCAAGAGCAACCUCGAGCUGAAAGAAGUGUCGGUCUCUCUUAACAGGUUGUCGUCUCAAAGAGGUGGAAGUGCGAAAACAUGGGAAGCAUGGGAAGAAGAAUGUGACUCCCCUAAAGGAGCCACAAAGGAGAAGGUAUCCCGAGUAGGAUUGGCAGCGGAGAAGGGAGGAUGGGAGGGAGAGAGAGAUGACUGGGGAAGAGGGUGGGAGAAGGUCAAAGGAGUGGGGAAAGGGAAGGGUAAGGUAGGGAAGCUUCAGAAGAAGAAAAACUGUCCGUCUGAUGGAUUUGACGAUGACAUGUCACCCGACUUUGUGCCGCAAAAGAGGAGGACCUACACCAAAUCUUACAAUAAGGUCCAACAGACGACCAGCGAUUACACCCAGCCGGACCAAAAACUCAGAGAGGAGACUAUUCGUAGGAUCAUGGACAUGAAGCUGGACAUUGAAGGCUUCUGUUUGUGUUGUGGAACUGAAGACGUUGAGAUAUCCCACCCUCUGUUUAAAGGCAGCCUCUGCUUGGAGUGUAAAAAUAACUUAACAGAAACUCUGUAUCGUUACGAUGAAGAUGGAUAUCAGUCCUACUGUACCAUCUGCUGCUAUGGACUGGAGGUCAUACUGUGUGGCAACGAUAGCUGCUGCAGAUGUUAUUGCACAGACUGUCUCAACAUCCUUGUUGGUCAGGGGACGUUUGAUGCCUUGAAGCUGCUGGACCCGUGGAUCUGCUACUUGUGUCAGCCUCAUCGCCUCCACGGUGCUCUGAUCCCCAGAGAGGACUGGAGCGUCCGUGUUCAGGACUUGUUCGCCAACAACAGCGCCAUGGAGUUUGAGCCUCACCGGGUUUAUCCGUCCAUCCCUGCAAACCAGCGCAGACCAAUCAGAGUUCUCUCACUGUUUGAUGGCAUAGCAACAGGCUACCUGGUGCUGAAGGAUCUCGGCUUUAAAGUAGAGAAAUAUGUUGCCUCAGAGGUUUGCGAGGAUUCGAUUUCCGUGGCGACUGUUGGCCACGAUGGGAAGAUCAUCCACGUUGGUGACGUCCGGUUCAUCACCGAGGAACACAUGGAGCAGUGGGGUCCGUUUGAUCUGCUGAUCGGUGGCAGCCCCUGUAACGAUCUCUCCAUCGUCAACCCCUUGAGAAAAGGCCUCUACGAGGGCACCGGCAGGCUGUUCUUUGAGUUCUACCGCAUCCUUCAGCUGCUGAAGCCCAAAGAGGAAGACCCCAGGCCCUUUUUCUGGCUGUUUGAGAACGUGGUCUUCAUGAACACCCACGACCGAGUCAACAUCUGCCGCUUCCUCGAGUGCAACCCGGUGCUGGUGGACGCCAUCAAAGUCAGCCCUGCUCACAGACGCCGUUACUUCUGGGGAAACAUCCCGGGGAUGAGCAGGCCCAUUAUAGCAUCCCAGAAUGACAAGCUGGAUCUCCAGGACUGCUUAGAGAUCGGCAGAGAAGCCCGGGUCGCCAAGGUAAGGACCAUCACCACCAAUUCUAAUUCUCUGAAGCAGGGCAGCUCUUCUCUGCUGCCCGUCCUCCACAACGGCAAAGAGGACAACCUCUGGAUCACAGAACUGGAAAAGAUCUUUGGUUUCCCCAAGCACUACACCGACGUGAGGAACAUGAACCGGCAGCAGAGGCAGAAGGUGCUGGGGAAGGCAUGGAGUGUGCCGGUCAUCCGUCACCUCUUCGCUCCCCUCAAGGACUAUUUUGCCUGUGAGGAGCUGCCUCCUUUAACCACGUCCGCCACCUCCUCCUCCUCCACCUCCCCGUCCUCCCCUGCCUCUCCAGAAUUUCAGCAGCUGAGAUAGGGGAGGCUGGGAAUGUUUGGUACGUGUGUUUGUGUGGAGGGUGUUUUUUUUCACACCACACUUUGUAUGAGAACUCGGUGGAGCUCACAGACGAGUUUUUGCAGAUCACUGCCACGGGGACAUUUAGUCAGCUAUGCACUCGAGUCUCUUGCAUCGCAUCACGUGUGCUGUUUGUCUGCACAGCCGACAGUCACUUUGGCCUCCAACUAUGCUCCGUCCAAUUCAUGCUUCCAUGCUGAUUUCCUCCAGGCCUGUGUUAUCAAUUAUCCUCUAAACUAUUUGUUUGUAUCGUUAGAAUUUAAACAUGAAUAUUGAUCCCAUAUCCUCAGGUUAUAUAUGGGUCAAAAUAUGGCAUAUGUCCUUGAGAUUUUUAACCAUUUUUAAAUAAAUAGAUUAGAAAUAAUGUUUACAUGGUGAUUGUGAGAAGUCAUAAACAACCUCAACAUUUGUUUUUAAAAGUGUGAAUCAUGUUAAACUGAGAGCUCCCUCGCUACUUUACUGUGACCUUCUAAUCAUGCUUCCUCGAGAAAUUACCAACUUGCAUUAUUUUGUAUUCAGAUAUAUGAGAAGAUACAAGGUUUUUGUGGCGCACUAUCGUAUCUUUUUAUUCAGUUUUUAACUUUUUUUAUACCUUUUUGUUCUUUCUUAGUAUCUUUUUU
Perca fluviatilis (European perch) is the source of this 6070-nucleotide messenger RNA. RefSeq lists its product as uncharacterized. The coding region runs from base 549 to 5411 and encodes 1620 amino acids. The record is from RefSeq and is a predicted model, not a curated record. Gene Ontology annotation, cellular component: nucleus. Gene Ontology annotation, molecular function: protein binding; DNA (cytosine-5-)-methyltransferase activity, acting on CpG substrates; DNA binding. Lineage: Eukaryota; Metazoa; Chordata; Actinopteri; Perciformes; Percidae. The transcript has 26 exons. Gene Ontology annotation, biological process: negative regulation of transcription by RNA polymerase II.